Lytechinus variegatus (green sea urchin) is the source of this 894-nucleotide messenger RNA. RefSeq lists its product as uncharacterized. Lineage: Eukaryota; Metazoa; Echinodermata; Echinoidea; Temnopleuroida; Toxopneustidae. The transcript has 5 exons. The coding region runs from base 1 to 894 and encodes 297 amino acids. The record is from RefSeq and is a predicted model, not a curated record.
AUGGCUUCCUCUUCUAACGCGGAGAUCGACAGGAGAAUAUCAGAACUACGCCGUGAAAUCUUGUUCCAUCAACCAUCGGUCAAAGUGUCACGAUUUGGUCAGAGAUUUGGAGAUGACCAGGCUGGACUUACCCUUGGUCUUGUUGAUCUCGGGGAGUGCGGUUCAAGUGUUGUGUCCGCAAUGAGAAGGGCUCUGAGGGGAGCCGUUGGAGAGCCAUUUGUUCAUAUUGCUGACCAUCAACAAGUAUCUCAGGAAGAUCGGAUGGAGUAUCUUUCCAACUCGCUCUCUGUCAUGUGUAGAAAUAUUUCGUGCAGGAGUAUGUUAACUUUUUUCUCUAUUGCUUCACUCGUUCCAUAUUUCACAAAUGAUGUUAUCAAGUUGACAAAACAUAUAACAGGAAGGUUUCCGAUCGCCAUCAUCAUUUGCGACGCGAGAAGAAACGACGCCGUCAAGCUGAUCGAAUACCUGGAAAAGAGCCAUAUCACUGAUAUCUAUCAACUACCAGAAGGUAUCGAUUCUCAUCGGACUAUGAUAUCGAACGAGGAACAGUUGGACCUCCUGAAUAUAAUCCAUAGAUGUCUGGUGAACAGUGAAAAAAUAACGCAUGGUAUUCAACGAUUCCCGAUGAAUAGAAAUGACACAGCGCAUGCGUUUCAACAAUAUUCAGCAAAUGGUGAUAAGAUAGUACAAGCUUUUAAUCAAUAUCCGAAUACCUGCAUGGGGGUGCUGCCUAUGGAGAAUAAUACUCGCAGCACCCCAAAGGAAAAUCUAGGGGGUUCUCCAGCACCCCCGCUUCCCAGGACCAUGGACCUCCAUGCUUCCUUCCCUUACUCAUUGGCACCCGAUGUAGCUAGCUGGACCCUUGCCACUGCAGAUUUCUUCUGUGAGCUUUAG